This is a messenger RNA of Paramecium octaurelia, 556 nucleotides long. The record is from the annotation of a GenBank genome assembly. NCBI's taxonomy places the organism in Eukaryota, Ciliophora, Oligohymenophorea, Peniculida, Parameciidae.
AUGCUAUUAAAGACAACUUUAUUAGGCAUUUGUGUAGAAAUAUAUUAAAUCUUAGCUAUCAAUAACAAACCUUACAUAAUUUCAAAAUUUAAUAAUUUAGAUUUAAAAUCAGGGUAAAUUUGCUUAAUUGCUAUUUUUCUUGCAGCAAGUCUCUAUGAAAGUUAAGUCUUGCAAAAUAAUUUUUUUUCCAUGAUCUUUUAAGUCUUAUUGAUUUUAUUAUUAUUUCAACUAAGUUUACCUUUUAUUAAAGAAAUUGUAAUUAUAUAUUCCAAAAAAUAUUCAUUGCCAAUAUUAACAAAGAUCCAUCCUAUGUUAAAGAAAUCAAAAAUAAAUUUGUUUAGAAAAAUUGGAAUUUAUUUGGAUAAAGAAUUUGAGAAAAGAAAAAAUUUAUAAAUGAAUAUUAAAAAAAUGAAAUCGUCCCUUAAAUUUGAAAGUAGAAAGGAAGUUAUGUAAUAUUGUUAUUAAUUUAAGAACGUUUACCAAAAGACCAACCGUUAAAUCAAAUUCAAAUAGCAGGGCAUCUUUUAUCGAGAUCAACAAUUAAUCAUAAUUUUGA